AUGUCGACCACAUCUGCAGAGAAGUUCGACCAGAUUGAAAGUCACCACCGCCAUGGAAGAUCAACCGGCGUCACGCGCUCGGUAAUGGAAGAUCAAGAACACAGCGCUGAGACAGCGAUGCAGCCUGUAAGGCCGCCGCAGGCAUCAUGGACGUCAAUGCCACACAAAGACCAACUAGCCAUACUGGCACUCUCUCGUAUGGUCGACUUCUUUCAAAUGGCAUCUCUCUCGACUUUUAUGGUCCACCAGCUCCAGUCUUUCGAUCCUUCUCUGCCGAAUUCCUGCAUCUCGCGUCAAGCCGGCAUGCUACAAGGCAGUUUUACGGCAGCGCAGAUAGUCACUGCCGUGUUAUGGGGCCGGGUAGCGGAUGAGCCCAAUAUAGGGAGGAAGAAAGUAUUGUUAGUAGGGUUGAUUGGCACGGCUUUCUCAUGCAUAGGACUUGGAUUUUCGCGUUCCUUCACGCAGGCCACCUUAUGGAGACUUCUAGGAGGCGCCAUUAACGGAACAGUGGGUGCAGCGCGGACGAUGGUGGCGGAGACCGUUGAGAAGCGUUUCCAUUCACGAGCUUUCCUCUUGUUACCGGUUGCUUUCAACGUAGCGAACAUCCUUGGGCCGAUCUUCGGCGGUAUGCUCGUCGAUCCGGUUACAUCGUUCCCUACUCUCCUGGGACCCAGCUCCGUAUUCGGGGGCCCAGAAGGCGUAGCAUGGAUGAUCAAAUACCCUUACGCUGCUACUAACAUGCUCAGCGCAGCUCUUCUCUUCGCCGAGGCUGCGCUUGUCUACUUCUUCCUACGGGAAACACUAGCAUCCUAUGCCAAACGUGGCCCCAGCCCAUUCGGCUGGCUUGACACCAGCAGAGGUCUUCUGGCCCGACUAGUACCGCGGCGAAAGAGCGACUACAAGGCCUUGGACCCAUCACAGUCUGUCGGCCUUCUUGCAGGUAUUGAAGGCGAUGCGAUCAACAUGACAGAACUCAGCCCGGAAGGGUAUCUGGAGAAGCCAUUCGCAAAGCCGAAGCUUUCAUUCUCUAGGCUAUGGACCUCAAACGUCGUUCUCACGUUACUCUCUAUUGCAAUAUUUGACUUCCAUAUGGGCGCCUUCUCCAGCCUAUGGAUCAUCUUCCUGUCCACCGAACGCGCUGAAAAGCACCAUGCCGCACGCUCUCCGUCUGAUCCGUUCUAUUUUGACGGUGGACUUUCCUUCCAGCCCACGGCAAUCAGCUAUGCGCUAGCCGUUAUCGGCCUCGUAGGCUUGGCUCUCCAGCUGAGCUUGUAUCCCUGGGCCAAUUCACGGUUCGGGCUCAUGCGCUGCUUCCGCUACUCACUGGUUUUGUUUCCUGUAGCUUAUUUCCUCGCACCCUUUAUAUCGCUGCUCCCGUCCUGGACCGAUGCGCCUCAACCAGCAUCAGGGCCAUGGAUCUGGAUAGGCAUCAGCAUGGUGCUAACCUUACAGGUUACGGCCCGCACAUUUGCGCUGCCAGCCAGUAUCCUCUUGCUCAAUAACUCCAGUCCGCAUCCUACUGUACUGGCUACCAUCCAUGGUCUUGGCUCCAGCACUAGCUCGAUGUUCAGGACUGUUGGACCUAUUGCGGCGGGAUUCUGGUAUGGUGUUGGCUUGGAGAUGGGUGCAGUCGGCAUGGCAUGGUGGAUCGUCGCUGGUAUAAGCUGCAUCGGUUGCAUUGCGAGUUUUUGGAUGCGAAAUGGAAGCGGCCGUGAGAUUCUGCUGCCAGGAGACGAGGAGUAUCAGGAAAUACAAGAGACACAGGCCAGAACACGGGAUUGA
Molecule: messenger RNA, 1782 nt
Organism: Coniosporium apollinis CBS 100218
Lineage: Eukaryota; Fungi; Ascomycota; Dothideomycetes
Exons: 3
Coding region: 1-1782 (593 amino acids)
Biological process (GO): transmembrane transport
Molecular function (GO): transmembrane transporter activity
Source: RefSeq, a predicted model, not a curated record